Messenger RNA from Cydia splendana, 1833 nucleotides. RefSeq lists its product as uncharacterized. Lineage: Eukaryota; Metazoa; Arthropoda; Insecta; Lepidoptera; Tortricidae. The record is from RefSeq and is a predicted model, not a curated record. Bases 105 to 551 code for a protein of 148 amino acids. The transcript has 3 exons.
GAAAUUCAAAUUCCGAACUCAGUCGCUCGAACGCGGAGCUGUCAGCCAGAAGAGCGCGCGUAACUUUUUUUUCGACACUCGUAAGGUGUUUUUUAGUUUUAACCAUGAAGGUUUUCGUUGUUUUCGCCGUUCUCGCUCUGGCGUUCGCCGAAGAAAAGGAGGAGGAUAGACCGAAGACUUUCAGGCGGCUGAUCCCUGCUGAUGUUUUAAGAGACUUCCCCGGAAUGUGCUUCGCAUCGACCCGCUGCGCGACCGUCGAGCCUGGGAACACCUGGGACCUGGCGCCGUUCUGCGGCCGCAGCACCUGCGUCGUCAGCGAGGACACCCCCCCACGCCUGCUGGAGCUGGUCGAAGACUGUGGACCACUGCCAUUGGCUAACCCCAAAUGCAAGCUUGACACAGACAAGACCAACAAGACCGCCCCCUUCCCCGGCUGCUGUCCCAUCUUCACCUGCGAAGAGGGCGCCAAGCUGGAGUACCCCGAACUCCCCACCCCUGCCCCUGAGGAGGAAAAAGAGGAGAAAAAGGAGGAGGAGAAGCCCAAAGCUUAAACAAGAAACCACCAAUAUAAGUUACAUCGAACAUUCUCAUACUCAUACAAAAGCUGUAAAUCGAUGUAGAUCCAUUUAGAAGGACAAUCUAAAAUCAGAUCCGGGUCGAAGGACCAACUAAAUGUUACGCUUGUAAAUUCACCUAAGCGCCACUUGCACUGCACCAUUCACUAACCCGGGGUUAACCGGGUAAACCUGGAGAUACAAUGAUUACCAGUACAAUUUGACACUGGGUUAACGGUUUAACCGGUUAACUCUGGAUUAGUAGGAUGGUGCAAGUAGCGCUAAAAGAUUUCAGGAAAGAAAACCUUAUAGUCUUUUCAGGGUUUCAUUUCGGUUUUCAAAAAUCGACACUAUAGAAUUUAUAAGCGCAACGAAGUAAUGAUCUGGAUCGAAGGACCAGCAUUAAAAGACUUGUACAUUCGCUAUAACUUUUUUAAGCGGUAUAAAGUCUGUACAAGUCCUGUUCUGGAUAUCCGGUUCAGAAGGACCAUUAAAACAUUAAAGCAGCGUUUUAUGCUGUUGGAUAAAAAUAGGGACAGCUAUACUUAAAAAGGAAACAGAAACAUGGCCACCGUGACACGUACGCAAUCGGAUAUAGGCGCACGUAAUAUUAUUAUGACGCGUUGCUUAAAUUUCACGCCAAAAAAAUUACGACGCUGGUCGUUGUGACUUAUAAAACUGGUAAUGUUAUCUUUGGUUUCUAAAGAUGUAAUAGUAGCGUUAAAAAUGAAAGUGAUAUUUUAAUUUUGCUGUUAGACCUAUUCACGGAUGACUUAUGCCUAGAUAUUUUGAAGAAACGUGACGGUGUUAAAAUAAAAUUUCACUUUCAUUACUCCUGAGUAUUCUUAAUCGCUUAGCGAAAAAUUGGUCUCAAAAUCCUAUACCAAAUUUGUAAUUGUAUGUUUUUAUACGGCUGAGUCAAAAUGCAAAACCUAAAAAAUUGGAAAACGUGUUUUAAACAAUGUGUUGCCAAAUAACUCAAUUGUGUUCCAUUGUUAAAGGCUCAAUGUAUGAUGAAUCAUGAACGAACUGUUCAUUGAAAUUUGUUGAGCAAUAAUAGGGACAAUGGAGUAAUCUACUUCCUAUUUCCUGCCUUUUCUGUGUAAAUCAUGAUAAGUUUAACGAAUCGUUCAAUGUACCCAAUUUUUUUAUCGUCAAUCAGCACGAGAUUUUUUUAUUGUGGAAUUUUUAGAAUUUUUUUUAUUUGAAUACCUGAUUAAGAAUAGUUUGUGAUAUUGACAAAAAAAAGUUAUUCAAUAAAAAAUAUAAAAUUUCUAAA